CGCGCCAUUCUACAAAGAAACGAGCCCCUUUAAUAGGCAUCUUGGAAGCAGGAGCAAGGAUUUCAGCAUGGAGCUCCACAGCUGCUUGCUUCCUGUGUGCUGCUGGGGAUAUAUACUGCGCAUCACAAGGUGUGCGGACUAAUUGAGCACAAUUGGUGGUUCCUGUUCCUAGUGUUCCCCUUCUUGGAAACACGAAGGAAAUGCUUUGCCCCUUUCUUCUGUAAUUGUUUCUCUAUAUGUUGGAUUGCUGGUAAACUUGCCCAAACACAACCGAGGCUGAGAUCAAUAAAUACGCAAGAUUCGACUUCUAUGAUUUUAGUCCUUCAGAAAUAGUUGAUAACUAAGUGUUCCCGUGAUCUUCCCACAGCCUACCUUAUCUUGUCAAAGAACAAAGAAGGAAAUGCUUCUCUCUUUUUUCCUGCAAUCACUCCUCCUCAUAUGCUUCUUUUUCUCCUUUGUUUAUCCCAUGGAACCAAGCACAUCCAGGUGCUCCAAUACUUCCAUUCCUUAUCCUUUUGGUAUUGCUAGUAACAGCCUGUCCCAAGGGUUCCAGAUUUAAUGUGGCCCUAGUUCGCGCAUAUCUGGACCUGGUGGUCCGGUGCUAUCCAUUGGAGACAGUGUGUUUGGGAUUCUUGACAUCUCAUUGCUGGAUGGUUCUGUGACCAUAUUGGCUAGUAUCAAUUCUCAGCAGUGCAAAGGAAACUCUAGCAUUAACCUUGAGGGGACCAUCUUCACAUUCUCAGAUGCAAGAAACAAGUUCAUAGCUCUGGGUUGUAACGUGGUGGCCAUGCUGUUGAAUAGCAAUAGUGGGUAUAGCGGUGGUUGUGCUUCCUUUUGCUCUAGCAAAGAUAACAUCGUUAAUGGUUCGUGCUCUGGUGUGGCUUGCUGCCAAGCUCCGGUGCCGAAAGGGUUAAAGAAGCUGGAGUUAGAGUUCGGUAUUAUAUCCAAUAAGGAUAACGAUACUCUACCAUGUGGAGAGGCCUUCAUUGUGGAGCAGAACUCAUAUGUGUUUUCAAGUAGUGACUUGAGCAACACAAAUAAUACGAAACGUCAAUACCGACCUGUGGUACUUGAGUGGUCUAUAGAUGGCAGCUGUGAAGAGGCAAAAGAGACCACAGCAUAUGCAUGCAGGGAGAAUACCUAUUGCUACAAUUCAUCAAACGGAAUUGGUUACCGCUGCAAUUGCUCCAAGGGAUUCGAGGGGAACCCAUACCUGCAAGGCCCUAAUGGAUGCCAAGAUAUUGAUGAAUGCUCCACCAGAAAUCCAUGCACGCACAAGUGCGUCAACACAAAAGGUAGUUUCCAGUGCAGGUGCCCAGCAGGGAUGAGCGGCGAUGGCUUGAGGGAGGGCAGCGGUUGCAAUGGAGUGGGCACACUAGUAAUUGCAAUAGUCACAGGAUUAGCUCUGCUAGUGCUUCUCUUCAUUCUUGGUUUCUGGACACACUGGCUUGUUAAGAAGAGGAAACUUGCGAAGACAAGACAGAGGUACUUUAUGCAGAAUGGUGGCUUGUUGCUGAAGCAGCAGAUGUUUUCUGAAAGGUCACAACUGCAUAUAUUCACCUCCAAUGAGCUUGACAAAGCAACCAACAACUUCAGCGAUGACAAUAUUGUUGGCAGAGGAGGAUUUGGGACCGUGUACAAAGGCAUACUAUCCAAUCAAGUGGUCGUGGCAAUCAAGAAGGCACAACGAGUUGAUCAGACCCAGAUGGAACAAUUAGUCAAUGAGCUUAUCAUUCUUUCACAAGCGAACCACAAGAAUGUGGUCCAGAUAUUAGGAUGUUGUCUUGAGACAGAAGUUUCCUUAUUGGUUUAUGAAUUCAUUACCAAUGGGGCCCUUUUUCAUCAUCUUCACAAUACAUUGGUCCCGAUGUCAUGGGAGAAGCGUCUAAACAUUGCAGUUGAAACUGCGUCGGCACUUGCAUACUUACAUUUAGCCGCAAAUAUACCAAUAAUUCACAGAGAUAUCAAGUCAUCGAACAUACUUCUUGACAAGAACUUCACCGCAAAGGUGUCCGAUUUUGGUGCCUCAAGACCAAUACAAUACAAUCAGACCCAUGUAACAACAUUAGUGCAAGGAACAAUAGGGUACAUGGACCCUGAGUACUUCCAGACAAGCCAAUUGACUAAGAAAAGUGAUGUGUACAGUUUUGGUGUGGUACUCAUCGAACUACUGACAAGGAAGAAACCUAUUAUGGAUGGCGUGAUGGAAGACGUGAGAAGCCUACCACUGCAAUUUAGCAUGUUAUUCCAUAAAAAUAAGUUGUUGGAUAUUGUUGAUCCUGAAGUAGCUGAGGAAGCUGGAAUGAGACAUGUUGAAACAAUUGCAAAGUUGGCAUUACGAUGCUUAAGGUUGAAAGGUGAAGAACGGCCAAGGAUGAUAGAGGUUGCAAUUGAACUUGAAGGAUUGAGAAGGUUGAUGCAACAACACUUCAUCCUAAAGAGCGAGUCUCUGCUUCAGGAUUCAUGGUACCAUGAAGAGAUGAGCAUUGACACACCACCGAGUUUGCACCUUGGCGAUGGUGGUAUUGCUAGAGAUGAAAGCAUGGAGAUCAUGCUAUUUCCACCCAAAAGUUGUUGAUCCUAGUUAUGGUUUUAAAUUGCCGGUUAAGGUGUUUAGCGGCAGGACUGCCAUUAUGGCGUUUAGCGGGCUAUAGCCGGCUUUAUCGAGCUAAAUGCCAUAGCGGCUGCCCUUCCUAGCAGCUAUAGCCGGGUUUAGCGGCAGUUAUAGACGGCUAUUUAAAACCUUGAUCCUAGCUCGUUAACUCAGUCACAUGUAGAAGGUUUUAGCUGCUUCCUAGCUUCUCAAUUUCUUGUUAGCGAUCUCUUCCUCAAGUUUAGCUUCGACUCAAUUUCAUGUAAUAUGUAUGGUUAUAAUAGGCCUGUUUUGUGAUUUUUUAAAAUAGUUUUUAUAAAUCAUUUA
This is a messenger RNA of Panicum hallii, 2920 nucleotides long. Its product is annotated as wall-associated receptor kinase 2-like. Gene Ontology annotation, molecular function: calcium ion binding; protein serine/threonine kinase activity; ATP binding. Lineage: Eukaryota; Viridiplantae; Streptophyta; Magnoliopsida; Poales; Poaceae. Bases 788 to 2578 code for a protein of 596 amino acids. The record is from RefSeq and is a predicted model, not a curated record. Gene Ontology annotation, cellular component: plasma membrane. Gene Ontology annotation, biological process: protein phosphorylation; cell surface receptor signaling pathway. The transcript is spliced from 4 exons.